This is a messenger RNA of Acytostelium subglobosum LB1, 990 nucleotides long. RefSeq lists its product as hypothetical. The annotation marks the transcript as partial. The record is from RefSeq and is a predicted model, not a curated record. The transcript has a single exon. NCBI's taxonomy places the organism in Eukaryota, Evosea, Eumycetozoa, Acytosteliales, Acytosteliaceae.
AUGAUGGAGCCAAUCACAGAGGAAGUUGAGGAAUUACCAAACCCAACAAUUGAUCAAUCACAAGAACAACCACAACAACAACAACUCAAAUCAUCAUCUACAACAACAACAUUAAUAUUAAAAAAUUACAAUCACAACACAAGCAGCAAGGACAACAAGGAUAACAAGGAAAACAAAGUCAACAACAAUAAUAUAAAUAUAACAAAGGAUGCAAUCUUGGACAACUAUGACAAUAACUUGUCUAGCAAGUGCACAUUCUGUCAACAGAAUAUCAAACAGAUACAAUGGAUACCACACAUGAACCAAUGUCUACAAUUGGCUAUAACUAUAUCAAAUGUCGACUCCAACAUCAACUACAAUAAUAAUGAAUAUACUACAAAACAAGAGACAGAGGAGAUAAGAUCGGAUAUAAAGAGUCUAAAGAGAAAGUUGGGUGAGAUGGAGUGUGGAGUUGACCCUAGAGUUUUGCGUCGAGAGGACCCAGAGUACCAAGAUUGUGUAGUCGAGAAAUGUUUGAUGGAUCCUGUGUGGAGCUCGAUGAAGGCUGUCAUUGUGUUUGGUAACCUACACAUCCGUUUAUGUCAUGCACAACACUUCUACAACGACGACUUUGUCAACAAGUUUGUUCAAUCCUAUGGUAAUAUCAAGCCUCGAUCAAUGUCCCCUUCAUCUCCACGCUCCAAGAACCAUACAUGCAAGAUGUGUCAUAAACAAGUAACUGGAUUCUACUAUCUCACCAACUCUGUCUUUGAUCACAAAGUCUACAUGUGUGGUCUAUCAUGUAUAGUCAAGUCCUUCAAGACUCUACCAAAUCAUCAACAUCAUCAUACAACGACACCAACCAACAACAACAACAAUAUAAUCAACAACAACAACAACAAUAAUAAUAAGAUGAAUGGACAACAACAAGUUCCAACAAAGAUGAUGAGGUCCACAAGCCCAACAAACAUGGCUCCAGCGAUUGAGGUAUCCAAGCCAACAAUAAUAGUU